AUGGAGCAAAAUAAUCAAUUCAAUAAUGCUCAAGCACAAGGUGACCAAUUCAGUACUCAAGCAAACCUCCCUGACUUGGAUCAUGCAGUCAUACCGGAGCCAUUGAUUGUCACCCAGUCGGCAAUUUCGAUUUGGAGGACCGCCACACAAGCAGCUCAAUCCGGUAUGAGCCAAAACCGCCAGCAGGCACAGAUCCACACAACAGAGGAAGAAAGGUGUUGGUUGAUUUUGAUGGCAUUGCAAAGAGAACAAGAGCUGGAUGAGACAACUAGAUGGCUGCGUGACGCCUGGCAGGAAUUGGAUGAAGUUAGAAGCCUGUUGGGGAUCGCAAGAAAUCAGUAA
Suillus fuscotomentosus is the source of this 342-nucleotide messenger RNA. RefSeq lists its product as uncharacterized. Bases 1 to 342 code for a protein of 113 amino acids. NCBI's taxonomy places the organism in Eukaryota, Fungi, Basidiomycota, Agaricomycetes, Boletales, Suillaceae. The record is from RefSeq and is a predicted model, not a curated record. The transcript is spliced from 3 exons.